CACACACACACAUACUCUUCCUUUAAUCCUAUUUACUCAAAUCAUGUUUCUCCAUUAUUAAAUUUCGAUGAUUCAAUUCACUUUCAAUUUUGAUUUUUCAUCAAUCUCCAUAUCCUCAUUUCGUCGCCGAUUUCCUUUGUUUUUUUCCUUUUCCUCCACUUUUAGCAGAAGCAGCCAUGGAUUUUAUGAAGGUCUUCGAUCAAACAGUUCGAGAGAUAAAGAGGGAGGUGAAUUUGAAGGUGUUGAAGGUUCCAGAGAUCGAACAGAAGGUUUUGGAUGCAACGGAUGAUGAACCUUGGGGUCCUCAUGGCACAAUAUUAGCAGAAAUAGCUCAGGGCACAAAAAAAUACACUGAGUGCCAGAUGAUUAUGAAUGUCCUUUGGACAAGAUUGGCCGAGACGGGCAAAAAUUGGCGCGCUGUCUACAAGGCUUUGUCCGUUAUAGAGUAUCUUGUGUCACAUGGAUCUGAACGUGCUGUCGAUGAAAUAGUAGAGCAUACUUAUCAGAUAGCGUCUCUGUCAAGUUUUGAGUAUGUUGAGCCAGGUGGGAAGGAUGUGGGAAUAAAUGUGAGAAAAAAAUCUGAAACUAUAGUGGCUCUUCUAAAUGACAAAGAUAAAAUACAAGAAGCAAGGACUAAAGCGACUGUCAAUCGUGAUAAGUAUAUUGGACUUUCAUCAUCUGGACUGGCAUGCAAGUCAGCUUCAGCCUCAUUAAGUAGCAGGAGUAGCGAUCGGUAUAGAGGUUACGGUAAUGCACUCGAUAGUGAUGCAUCUAAAGAUAAUUAUAAGGGAAAGGACCAACAUGGGGAAGAUAAAUAUUUGAAGACUACCAAAUCAAAGAGAGAGCCCUCUCGCUCUGGCAGCAAGAAACAAGACACUCCUGUUGCUGGCGCAUCGAAAAAAUCUACCACAGCUAGCAAGACGAACGUACAAACUUCAAGUUCUUCAAAAAAAGCACCGUCUAACAAAUUCGAUGAUGAUUUUGAUGAUUUUGAUCCACGGGGGAUCUCAAGUGCUAAACCUUCUGUUGGAAGUAGCCAAGUGGAUCUUUUUGCACAAAACUUUGUUGAUCUUUCGGAUGAACCAGUAUCUUUUCCAACAGAUUAUUCUACCACUUCAGUAAAUAAUUCAUCAGAAGUUGAUCUAUUUGCUGAUGCUGCUUUUGUAUCAACAAAGCCUGUACCAGAUUCAGGGAAACUUCCUGCAUCUCAGACCAAUGUUGAUCUAUUUGCUUCCCAUCCUGUUCCUGCUGUUUCCGCACCGAUGGAUCUUUUUGCUUCCCAGCCUGCUCCUGCUGUUUCCGCACCAAUGGAUCUUUUUGCUUCCCAGCCUGCUCCUGCUGUUUCCACACCGAUGGAUCUAUUUGCUUCUCAGCCUGCUCCAGCUGCUUCCACCACAACAAUGGAUCUUUUCGCUGCUCCGGAUCCAGUUCUUCACCUAGAGGAAAAUUCCUCUAAACCUGAUACAACCAGUAGCACAUUCGAUCCAUUUGCAGCCAUUCCAAUGAGCAAUUUUGAUACAGAUACUUUGCCGAUAGCAUCUGAUCAGAACUCUCAUGAUGACGGAAUUCAUGCACAAAUGAAUUGGACUUCAGUUAACACCAACCCUCCACCCAAGAAGGAAGGGUUUCAAGUCAAAUCUGGAAUAUGGGCAGAUUCUUUGAACCGAGGGUUGAUUGAUCUAAACAUAACUGCACCCAAGAAGGUCAACUUAGCAGAAAUCGGCAUAGUUGGUGGAUUGAUGGAUGGAUCAGAAUCGAAGGACAAGGGGCCUCUGCCUUCGUUCAACAUGGGAAUUGCCAUGGGCGUCGCAUCCGGAGUAACUACACCCGAGCUAUUAAAAUCAACAUCAGCACCGGCAUUGGACGACGAUUUCUUCUCCAGUCUAAGCAGCCAGCAACACCAGAUUCCAAACUUCCAAAAAUGAGUUUACUCUGCUACUCGACUUUAGUAUUUAUUUCGUGCGAAUGCACUGCAUUUGAAUCUUGUAUAGGAGGGAAGAUAUUUUGUUUUUUGUUUUUGUUUGUCUCUCUGUGUGUGGUUGAUUGCUGGUAUAUGUCCCAUAUUUGCUCUUUCAUGCUGAUGCGGGUGCUGCCAAGGUUGAGGCUUGUACACAUUUAUAUUAACUUUCUUUUAUUCAUCGACAGUCCAUGAGUAGCCAA
This is a messenger RNA of Salvia miltiorrhiza (redroot sage), 2160 nucleotides long. Its product is annotated as clathrin interactor EPSIN 1-like. Gene Ontology annotation, cellular component: plasma membrane; clathrin vesicle coat; endosome. Lineage: Eukaryota; Viridiplantae; Streptophyta; Magnoliopsida; Lamiales; Lamiaceae. Gene Ontology annotation, molecular function: clathrin binding; phospholipid binding. The record is from RefSeq and is a predicted model, not a curated record. The transcript has 11 exons. Gene Ontology annotation, biological process: endocytosis. Bases 177 to 1925 code for a protein of 582 amino acids.